CGCAUAUGGGAUACGACCAGCGGCGAGUGCGUACAGACACUUGAGGGCCAUAGCGUUGGGAUCAGCUCAGUGUCCUUCUCGCAAGACUCGACACGGCUAGCAUCCGCAUCGUACGACGGAACCGUCAAGAUCUGGAAUGCGAGCAGUGGCGAGUGCUUCCAGACGUUCAAUGCUGGCAAGGCACUUCUCAACAUAUCAUUUGAUUCUACCGGCUCAUGCCUUCGCACUGACAUUGGUCUCAUCACUAUAAGUAUAUCACCAGCCUUGGAUACGCCGAAUAGUAUGGACGCUCAAAAACCCCUAUAUCAGGGUGGAGCCGUAAGUUCAGAUGGAGUGUGGAUUACAUAUAAUACAGAGAACCUAUUGUGGCUACCUCAAGAGUAUCGGCCGUCAUGUUCAGCUGUGUCAGGGGAGAUGAUUGGCAUUGGUGUUGGGUCUGGAAAGCUA
Trematosphaeria pertusa is the source of this 447-nucleotide messenger RNA. RefSeq lists its product as uncharacterized. The annotation marks the transcript as partial. The transcript has a single exon. The record is from RefSeq and is a predicted model, not a curated record. NCBI's taxonomy places the organism in Eukaryota, Fungi, Ascomycota, Dothideomycetes, Pleosporales, Trematosphaeriaceae.